Messenger RNA from Telopea speciosissima, 1337 nucleotides. Its product is annotated as splicing factor U2af small subunit B-like. Gene Ontology annotation, cellular component: U2AF complex; spliceosomal complex. Lineage: Eukaryota; Viridiplantae; Streptophyta; Magnoliopsida; Proteales; Proteaceae. Bases 46 to 873 code for a protein of 275 amino acids. The transcript is spliced from 2 exons. Gene Ontology annotation, molecular function: pre-mRNA 3'-splice site binding; metal ion binding. Gene Ontology annotation, biological process: mRNA splicing, via spliceosome. The record is from RefSeq and is a predicted model, not a curated record.
UAGCUUAGCGGGUUUCUGAUAUCUUGGGCUCUAAGACUACUGUUCAUGGCGGAGCACUUAGCUUCUAUCUUCGGCACUGAAAAGGACCGAGUGAAUUGUCCCUUUUAUUUCAAAAUUGGUGCCUGCCGCCACGGCGAUAGGUGCUCCCGUCUUCACAACAAGCCCACCAUUUCUCCAACUCUCCUUUUAUCAAACAUGUACCAGCGGCCCGAUAUGAUCACCCCUGGUGUUGAUCCCCAAGGACAGCCUAUCGACCCUCGGAAGAUCCAGGAACACUUUGAGGAUUUCUAUGAGGACAUAUUUGAGGAGCUCAACAAAUUCGGUGAGAUAGAGAGUUUGAACAUCUGUGACAACCUGGCAGAUCACAUGGUUGGCAAUGUUUACGUUCAGUUCAAGGAGGAAGAUCAAGCCGCUGCAGCUUUGCGGGCACUGCAGGGGCGUUUCUACUCUGGUCGCCCAAUCAUUGUCGAUUUCUCCCCAGUGACUGAUUUUCGUGAGGCUACUUGCAGGCAAUUUGAGGAGAAUAGCUGCAAUCGAGGAGGAUACUGUAAUUUCAUGCAUGUGAAGCAGAUUUCAAGGGACUUGAGGAGGAAACUCUAUGGAAGGUAUCGUCGAUCAAGGGGUAGUCGUAGUCGCAGCAGGAGUUUGAGUCCAUACCACCGUAGGGAAUCAGAUAGGCAUGGGGACUACCGUGAUCGGGACUACCGGAAUGGUCGGCACAGCGGGGACAGGUAUGGAAGAUUCGACAGUGAUGGGGGAAGGCGACGGCAUGGGAGUCCGAGGCGAACCAAGAGCCCAGUAAGGGAAGGGAGUGAGGAACGGAGAGCAAGGAUCGAACAAUGGAACCGGGAGAAGGAAGAGAAGCAGUGGUGAUUGGGUUUGAUGGUUGUGGCUAGUUCUCUCUACAAAGAAGUCAAUAUGUCAUGGAGCUCUUAUUGUCAUUGUUCUGCUAAUUGGUGCUGGUGGAGGAUGUUACGUAAAGAAUUCCUGGUGCUGCUUUGCUUUCUACUGUGUAUGUAUCUUCCCAUGAAUAUCAUUUGUUGGGUCUUGAUAGGUUUUCUGUGAUAUCAUAUUCCACAGGGCAGUUGUAUUGAAAGGGUUUUUAAAAUUUUUUCGUAAAUAGUCGAAUUUAAUUCUUAGUGUGUCAGUGUCACCUAGUCUCGUAGUGUUAGGAAAUUUAUUAUUCACUUUUGUUUCCUUCUACACCUUACUCCGUAGUUUUCAAACUCCCUUGUUGUACUUGUAAACGACCGUCUGACUCCUGAAUACCGGUCAGUCAUGUGAUUUGUGGACUUUAUUAUUUUAAACUUUGCUAAAACAACUAAAGUUAUAAUUUU